This is a messenger RNA of Ogataea polymorpha, 3721 nucleotides long. RefSeq lists its product as uncharacterized. Gene Ontology annotation, molecular function: GTPase activity; GTP binding. The transcript has 2 exons. Gene Ontology annotation, biological process: translation. NCBI's taxonomy places the organism in Eukaryota, Fungi, Ascomycota, Pichiomycetes, Pichiales, Pichiaceae. The record is from RefSeq and is a predicted model, not a curated record. Bases 1080 to 2783 code for a protein of 567 amino acids.
GAAGUCGACUUAUCUAUAAAAAACACAUUGUUCCCGGUAGCCGAGCCAUUUAUGUCAUUUCACAUAUAACACCCUCAUUAGCACCGUUCCUUCCAUGAGCACACAAGGGGAGAACCACAAGCCACUGAGUCUCAGACGAUACGCUUCAAGCCCCUCGAAAAAGCGGAUAAAGCUACCAAAACUUGAGAUCGAUCCGGUACAUAUUCAUGAUCUAGAGGACCAGUUCCGACAUUCAAGCCUCGAACAAAACCCCAACCUUUUUCUCGGCUCGCCGUCCAACACACCGACCUCCGCAAACUCGCCUUUGAGAACCCCGCUGGACGAGCAGUUCACCUACGCCGGAAGCAACAUUUACGAUUGCUUUCUACGACGCGACUCCACCCAGUCCAUCAGCCUGGGCAGCCUGUGGUCUUCGGAAUUCGGCCCGCACAGAUCCUUCACCACGCUUUCGUCGCCCGGAAGCAACCUUUAUAGACAUUCCGAGCCCAACCCGAAUGACAAGCCGAGGGUUUCCGAGGAGUCGCUCACGCCAACGUGCGAGCCAGCGCCCAACCAGUACAAGUUUUCGCACGACCAGGUCAAACGACUUAUCCGAGAGAUUCAUGGCGUCAAGUACGUGCACGAGGAUCUGCCCAUUCCGACUUCUAUCAAAGAGGAGGACGAGGCCAUCAACGUUCUGGGCCAGCUGUCUGUCGCCAAGCUCAAGGGCCUCAACCAGAUGAAGAUCAUACAGUGGUACUGUUGCCAGUGUGGCAAGAGCUACGGCGAUUUAGACCAUUUUGUCGUGGAACGCAGCCAGCUGAAAACUGCGGGCCCCAACAUUUCGGACGACGACUACUGGAAUUCCAUGGCCGACCAGCUGCUCGCGAAAACCAUUAAUCGGUUUGAUUGCAACCGCUGCAACCACAUGAUGUGUCCCUACUGCAUAAAAGCUCGCGUCAGCGACUUGCUGAACAAAUCAUGACGCCGCGGGUCUCGCUCCAGCAAUUUUAAUUUUCACCCAGACACCAGCUAUGGGUGUGUACGACACACUGGUUUUUUUAGCAUACCUUUUAUUAUUUAUUUAAUAUUUAUUCCCUAUGGGGGGCUUCGAUGACGACGACUUGCGCGAUUACGAAAACGAGGACUUGGGGUUUGACGAAGACGCGUUGAACGACGACGAAUACGACCAGUUGUACGACGCUCUUCCCAAAAUCAAGGCCUUGGCGAAGAAUUACCAGGUGGACGAAAAGGCGUUGAAAGAAAUUCUAUGGAGCAACUAUUUCAGCGUAGAAGACUCCUUUGAGGAGGUGAAGCAGAACUACAAGCCGAAGAAAGCCGCUGCGAAUUUUGCGAAGCCGGGACCCGACGACCGCAAAGUAGAGAACCUCACAGAGAAAGUGGCCAAGAUCAAGAUAAAAGAGCCAAAGCCGGUGGCAUCGAAGCCGAAACAGAAAAUCGAUAUCGACGCCGAGCUGGCCAAGAGAAACAGCAAGCCAAACUUGUCGUUUGUCGUGAUCGGCCACGUCGACUCGGGCAAGUCCACGCUGAUCGGCCGGCUGCUAUACGAUCUGGGAAUUGUCGACUCCAAGACGCUGCACAAGCUCACUAAAGAGAGCGAAGCGAUGGGCAAGUCGUCGUUCUCGCUCGCCUGGAUUAUGGACCAGACGCAGGAGGAGCGUUCCCGAGGCGUCACGGUCGACAUUUGUCAGACACAGAUCGAGACGCCAACGCAGAAGUUUACCAUUAUCGACUCUCCGGGCCAUCAAGACUACGUUCCGCAGAUGAUCAACGGAGUGAGCCAGGCCGACCUAGCGGUCAUGAACAUCGACGCAAACUCGUUCGAGAGCGGGUUCAGCAACCAGGGCCAGACCAAAGAGCACUUGACCAUUGCCAAGAGUCUCGGCAUCGAGCGGUGUGUGGUGACGAUCAACAAGCUGGACGUCACGCAAUGGUCGCAGACGGUGUACGACGCGAUUUGCGACCAGAUUAGACAGUUUCUCGUCGACGAGCUGGCGUACGACGUGGCGAACCUGGUUUUUGUGCCGACGUCGGGUUUCCUCGGCGACAACGUUGUCAAGCCAAGCAAGAAUCUGUCGUGGUACACGGGUCCUACACUGCUGCAAGUUUUGGAGCAGGAAAAUCGAGCGGUCAGUCACGUUGUGGACAAGACUUGGCCUUUUGUCAUGGUAAUCAGCGAUAUCCGAGAGUCCAGCAAGAACGACGAGCUGGUGAUCAGCGGGAGGAUCAACUCGGGAAUCGUCCAGCCCGGCGAGACGGUGAGCAUUUCUCCGAGCCAGGAGACGGCUGUCGUGGACUCGAUCUCGAUCACGGCCUCGAGCGUUGGGUCGUCGGUGAUCAAGCACGAUCUGCAGAAACUUGCGCAGGAGGGCGAGUUUGUGGAGUUGAAGCUGAAGAAGCUGGCGUCGUGUGAAAACAUCAAAAUAGGAGACGUGGUGACUUUGGCGUCGAACGUCCUGCAACCUGUGAAAAAAUUCAAGUGCGAGCUAAACCUGUUCAACAUCGAGCGGCCGCUUCUCGUGGGCACGCCGUUCGUGCUGUUCAAGAACGGGAUCUCUGUGCCGUCGCGGCUGAGCGAGAUCGAGUCGAUCGUGACUAAAGACGGCCUGAGCAAAAAACGGCGCCACCUGAGCUCGAACAACACCGCCGUGGUCGUGGUGGAGCUGCUCGAACGAGAGCUGCCCCUUUUGACAGUCGCACAGAACCACAAGCUGGGCCGCGUGGUGGUCCGUAAAGACGGGCGGAGCAUCGGCGCCGGGAAAAUCCUCGAGCUGGUGGCAUAAUAUUUCGUCACAGUAUAUAGUCUAUAACCAGCAGCAGGAAGCUGAGAAUUAGGAUCAGGUAGCUGAGGUUCUGGCCGGACCGUUUCGCUCGCUCGUUGGCCUUGACAAGCUGUGUGUUGCCCAUCUUGAGGUUGGCCACGGUGUCGUCCUGGUGCGAGCUCAGCACGGAGAUGGCGUCGUUCUGCAGAUGCAGCUGUAGAUUGAUAUCGUUGAUGACCGAGGAUAUCUCGAGCAUCGACUGCUCGAUCUGGCUGACGCUCUCGAUCUGUGCGUUCUUCAUCUCCAGCAAAAGCGACUCGUUUUCCUGCGAUAGCUGCUGCAACUGCUGCUGGCCAAGCUCCGCAGUCAGCUCGCCAUACUCGCUGGAAAUGGCCUUUUCCGCGACCUCUUGCUCGAGUGGCUCGUACGACGCCUGCUGCAGGUACGUGCUGGCGUUGAGCGUUGACCUUGCGAGCUCCUUUUUGCGCUCCAUCCGCCGACUGCUGAUGGAAACAAAAUGCGCAGAGAUCUUGGUCAGCCGCAACCCGAGCGACUUGAGGAUGUUGGCACGGACUUCCAUGACUGUAUUGUUGGCGAUCGUGGCGGUCUGGCCAUACUCGCCCAUCGUGAGCAGGUUUCGGCCGAGCUCCUCGACGGGGUUGCUGGUUUCGAGCUGCUUGUCGAGCAGCUCGGCGUACGUUCGCAGGCUCUCUAGCUUUUUGUUGAGGAUGCCCAAUUGCACCUUGAAGUUCGUGUCGAUCUCGUCCUUGUCCGCCUCCGACAGCUUUUUAGAGUGGCUGAGCAGGUAGUCUGUCUGGAUCUCAUUGAUAAACGAUCCCAGCUGGAGGAUCAUGGUGUUGAGCUUGAUCGAGUCCUGAACAAACGUGUUCCCGGCCGUCAGCUUGCUGUGGCGCGGCGGCUGUUUGACCGCUGGCCGCGGGCCAGACUGUUGCAGCUCC